GCAACGGCGACGACCGAGUGGCGGAAGGCUGGGGGGGACGCCUGGGCCAUGAGUGCCGUGCGGGUCCAGGAGUGCGACGGGGGCGCCACGUUCCUGGGCGACAUAUGGAAGCGCUUCGUCGUGGAUGAGGCGCUCACCUGCCGAGUGAACUAUGGCUUCAACAGCAGUCGCAAGUUCGGCGAGUCCAAGAAAGACUUGGAGUUGAACUGGGAGAACAUCCCGACCAUCGAGUUCUCUGGGAGCAGCGAGAAGGCGCUGGUGCAACUGCAGCGCAGGAUCAUCUGCUGCCGCAUGGGCCGCGCGCAGUUCGUGAACGACCCGAAGGACGUGGAUCACUCCAAGGGGAGGUUCCUCAAGAUCCCGCAGGCGGAGCUCGACCCCUUCCUCGCCCACGGGUUUACUUCGUGCUUGAUGUUUCGGAACUGGUGCCGCCCCUUCUUCAAGAGUGCGGAGGGGUCCAUCCCCAACUGCCUGCGCAUGCAGGACAACUUGGUGGCCGUCUGCCCGAGGGUCGCUCGUGACACCGCGUGGCUGGGCACGCGCCUCAGCGGCGGCCAUGACUCUCCGCCCGGCGAGGAGGACGAGGCCCACGCGGGGGCUACGAAGCUCGUCGUCGCCGCCCACAAGGCCACGCCGGCCAAGCAUGUCCUGAAGGAGUACUUGUUCUCGUCCCUCCCUUGUUUGCCAGGGGCGCGCCAGGCGGGCAGGAAACAUGCCUCUAAGUGGCAAAACCUGAUCGAUGCUCUGGAGAAGUCCCCCGUGGUCCUCUUCCAGCGCUCCGACGCCAACGCGGUGCGGAAGCUCCUGGUCAACUACGACAGCAUGGUCGAAGCCAUGGUCGCGAAUGGGGGCGAUCAGGCGUUCGGGAGCUGGAGCGACUGGGGGUCCCCGUUCGACCACAUCGAUGCCCAGGCCAACCUGACGCAGGACGGAGCCGUGGAGUGGUACAGCAUGAUCCUGGAGAACAUGGAAGAUGUCACUGGCCGCGAGGGCAGGCUGGCCACGGACUUCAAGUGCACGGAAAGGCCAGACUUUAUCGCCCUGACGGAGCAUGCGAAGACUGGGACCGAUCGGGGGCAGAAGAUGCUGGAGGCGUACCUGCAGAGGUGCGAUGACGCCUGGGUGGCCAACGGGGAGGACUCUGUCGUCAGUUUGCAGGUGCCGUACCAGACAAAGGAGUGGUACAAGCGGAAGUUUGCGCGCGGGCCUGCUGGGCAGAAACUGUCUCGCGAGGCGAGGAAGGUCGCUUUCCCUGACCACGUGGGCCCCGACGCUCCGUGCUGCCACCCGCGGCUCUUCAAGGUAGCGCUUCAGCGGGCGGGCGUGUACUCCGAGGAGCGCUUCCCCAUGCUCGCGCGCGUGUGCCGCUUCUACAAGCAGUGGAGGUCCGCGCUGUCGCAGUAUCUCGGAGUCCCAGUGGAAGAGGCGAAGGUGGAGAUCAUCAAGAUCUUCUAUGGAGCCAGGCCCGUGGCCCAGGUACCGUGGCUCCUCAAGCUCUGCAGCGAGGUCAAGGACGUCGUGGCCGCCGUGCUGGCGCACGCCGAGUUCGCGGCCUACAGGCAGCUGUACGCCGACAGGCCGUCUCCCGAUUACAGUCGGAUCGCGGCCGUCCUGUCCCAGCUGGAGGACGACGCUCUCAUGAUCCUCAUCGCGAACCUCCGCCGCAUUGCGGCCACCACCAGCGAGGUGCUGCUCUUCGACGGCUGCCUCGCGCUGGCAACCUGCUUUCAGCAGGAGGCCCUGGUGCGGCUGGCGGUGGCCACUGCGAACGCGGCCUCCUGCGUCGAAUUCGCUAUCCAGUCCUGGCCGAGCAACUCGCCCGAUCGUCUGGGCGUUGCCGUCCUGCACGGUUGCGGGUCCGAGAUCAGUCUCCUCCUCACCCCCGUGCCAGACCAGGGCAACUUCCUCCUGACGGCGGCGUGGUGGGCGGGCAUGGGCGCCACGAUGGCGGACCUCUCUCCGGAGGACCUGGCAGUCCUGACAAUGCAGGAGGUCAACGACAAUUCUCUCUACAGCUCCCAGAGGAACAACUCCGCCAUGACCUUCUUCGCCCCCACCCACGAGCACGUCAUUUUCGAGGAGGUCCACUCUGGCCGCUCGUUCGUGGUCCUGGAGGACCCCUGCCGCGAGGGCACGCCGAGGCACGCAUACGGCCUGCGGUACAGCAACAAGGAGCUCGGGCUCUUCGACCCCGCGGCCCCAUCGCUCGUGCAGGUGAUGCAGGCGGAGUACUACCUGGAGAAGGCCCAGGGCCGCAACCUGGUGUACUACAUCCUGGAGCGCAGGGCUGCCCCUGGGGCGCCCACCCCGCGCGCGCCCCCUGAGGAUGAGGCCUGGCGCAGGUUCACAAAGGGAGAGGCGGUGGCCGCUCGCCCGAACUACAGCAACGAGGACCUCAAGGACAAGUUUACCAACAGCACCAAGACGGUCGAGGAAAACAAAGCGGACAAGGGGCCUGCUGGAGGGGCCAGCGCGGACGACGAGGUGAGCAAGACGUUGCAGAGACGCUUGGAGCCGAAGAUCAACUCUGACGCCUCGGUCCCCUGA
This is a messenger RNA of Prorocentrum cordatum, 2547 nucleotides long. Lineage: Eukaryota; Dinophyceae; Prorocentrales; Prorocentraceae. The record is from the annotation of a GenBank genome assembly.